CAGCAAUUUUGAAUAAAAGGUUCAAUCCUUUAGAAUGGCUUUGAAAGUAGUUAUCAAAAGUGAAUUUGGCACGGGGAAUCAGAUGGACCUCUUGUCGACGGUAUUCACGAGGACAAUGAAGUGGAUUUGAAAGUAGUUACAAACAUUGCAUGGGCUGAAAUGGCAGACAGAUAUAAGAAACGAAAGAUGUUAAGACAUGUUCAUUUCAAAAAAUACUAUAAAAGUCCGGUGGAUUUUGAUAAUGCUGUUGCCCACCCGCCUAGUGAAUUGACUCCAGAACAAUGGCUUCCUAUUUGUCAAUUUUUCACUAGUCCGGAGUUUAUUGCUUGUUCUAAAAUAAAUGUAGAAAAUAGAAAAAAGAUGCAGUACCCUACAACACAAGGAACAAAAUCUAUGGCUGAGAGGCGUCAUGAAAAAAAGAAUAAGGGUAAUUUUAUUGAGACUUGGAAGGAAGUUCACACCAAGAAAUCGUCAAAUACAUUUGUUAAUCAAUUGGCUGCAUAGAAACAUGUAAGUAUUUAUUCAUAACUUUUAAAUAAAAUACUAUUUUAUGUAUCUUUAAUGUUUUCUAACUUAUAUUCUUAAAAUAGGGUGAGCUCGUUUCAGCUUAUGAAAAACGAGCCAAUACUCCUGAUGUUGGAAUGAGUGUACUUAGUGAGGUACUUGGUGAAAGGCAUGGUCAUAAUCGUGGAGUGGGGCGAAAAUUAAAGGGACAAUCAUUGUCGCGGAACACACAACCUACUCCGACUCAAGAUAUGCCUGUGGAUCCAAGAGUGGAGCAAAAAAUUGAUAAAUUGACCAGACUAAUGUUAUGGAUGUCUCAAAGGUUGGGACCUGAUGUUCGUCUACCUACUGAUGAGGAGCUGCUCGGAAUGGCAAUGCCUCAAAUGUCUGGAGGAGGGUCUGCUUCAUCUUCACAGCCAGCUGGGACUUCGCAAUAUCACCAAGCCCAGCAGUCGCCUCCUUUUAUGUAUCAUUUGUCAUCACCUCCGCAAAUGUCCCCUUUUCCUUGGAUGUCAUCGCCGAUUUUGCAAAUGCAAGUGAUGAACAUGCAGCAGACACCGAAAACACAACAGAUGCAACAACAUCUACUACAAAUGCAGCAGAUGCCAUCGAUGCAGCAUACAUCACAACUGCAGCAGCAUUCACCACAAAUGCAGCAAAGGUCAUCGAUGCAGCAAACAUCACAAAUGCAGCAACCUUCCAUGCAGCAGAUGGCAUCGAUGCAGCAGCCUUCCAUGCAGCAGAUGGCAUCGAUGCAACAGACUCCACAGAUGCAGCAGGCUUCCAUGCAACAUAUGUCAUCGAUGCAGCAAACACCACAAAUGCAACAACCUUCCAUGCAGACACCACAUAUGCAACCAUCUUUCAUGCAACACACACCACAUGUGCAGCAGAUGACACAUAUGCAUCAGAUGUCACAUUUGCAACAGAUGCCUUCAAUGCAGCAGACACCGCAUACGCCUUCGAUGCCAUUGAUGCAGCAUAUGGCACCAACGUCUCAGAUGCAACCAUUGCCAUCGAUGCAGCAAAUGUCUCACAUACAGCAACCAUACUAUCCCCAAAUGCCAGAAGUAUCACAACAGUCUUACUAUCCCCAAAUGCCAAAUAUUACAGAACAACAGUCUGGAGAGAAUGAUGAUACUGACGAUGAGGAUUCUACACAAUUGGGAUUAUAGUAUUGUUAUUUGUAAUGUUAUAAAUAUGAUGUUAUAAGUAUUGUUUAUUUGAAUGUUUAUUUUAGUUAUUGUUAUUUUAAUACUUUUAUUGUAGUUUGGAUUUUAAUUUAUGAGGUAGAAAAUACUUUUAUUAA
Cannabis sativa is the source of this 1813-nucleotide messenger RNA. RefSeq lists its product as uncharacterized. The record is from RefSeq and is a predicted model, not a curated record. Bases 642 to 1679 code for a protein of 345 amino acids. The transcript has 3 exons. NCBI's taxonomy places the organism in Eukaryota, Viridiplantae, Streptophyta, Magnoliopsida, Rosales, Cannabaceae.